AUGCGCACACUUGUAUUACUUCUUGGCAUUGCGCACGUUUACGCUCACUACAGUACUCAACCGUCUGGAUACGGUAACAACAAUGCGUAUGAAGUGCAGCAUACAGCAAAGAAGUCACCUAACAACAAGCCAGUGGACUACACUAGGUCUAAUGACUUCCCUGGCUUCAACUUCAUUGGUAACAAGGUCUCUCAGCAAAACCUUGGUCAGCACAACCAACAAGGACAAACUAACGUCCAGAAGGGAGGAGAUCAGACCAACGUAGGAGCAAAUGCCAAUGCCGUCAAUGUAGGACAAGUGAACAACCAAGACUAUUCUGCCAUACUAAUUCCAAACAACAAUUUCGAUGGCAGGUAUCAAUCUCACGACGCCCCUACUUAUACUGCGAUCCUAAUCCCUCGCAGUAGCUAUGGCCAAAGCCAACAUCCACUCUAUGAUGGUGAAGUUAUUGCUUCGUCUCCUGACAAUAAAAUGGCACAGCAUCAACUCGGACAGGGUGCAAAUCAGGGACGGUAUACGGGCGGAGCCCAGGCUGGCACGAUUGUUAUUAACAACAUUAUCUACGUCACCCAAACUGCUACGCAGACUGUCAGCGGGACGAGGUGA
Molecule: messenger RNA, 606 nt
Organism: Necator americanus (New World hookworm)
Lineage: Eukaryota; Metazoa; Nematoda; Chromadorea; Rhabditida; Ancylostomatidae
Exons: 6
Coding region: 1-606 (201 amino acids)
Source: RefSeq, a predicted model, not a curated record